Messenger RNA from Pseudogymnoascus destructans, 4053 nucleotides. RefSeq names its product putative NRPS-like protein biosynthetic cluster. Lineage: Eukaryota; Fungi; Ascomycota; Leotiomycetes; Thelebolales; Thelebolaceae. The transcript has a single exon. Gene Ontology annotation, molecular function: phosphopantetheine binding. The record is from RefSeq and is a predicted model, not a curated record. Bases 1 to 4053 code for a protein of 1350 amino acids.
AUGCCUUCCGAAAACGCCAGCGUACCGCAAGUGACCUCCAACUCUGAUGUGGUUGGGGGAGCUUCAGCUGCUAAAUCCCAAUGUGGUGCAACCAAUGACCAACCCAGAAAAACAAAUCAUAGUUCUUCGGAAAGUCCUAUAACAGAAGCUGGAUCUUUGCUUCUCAACGGUAGUGCUGCGGCAUCUCACAAAUUAACAAAACCCAGACAAAUGCAGGUCAUUGACAUCAAAAAGGACUUGUCGGCACUGGUUGCCCAGCAGAUGCUGGCUACGCCCGAUGCCAUUGCACUAGAGGAUGAGACAACGAAAUUGACUUACAGCGAGCUAGACCAAAGAGUCACCGCCCUCGCCAGCCGUCUCCGUGACCACGGGGUUGGUCGCGAUAAUCUCGUCGGCGUGCUUUUGGGGCGUAGCUCAAAUUAUGUGAUUGCUUGUCUUGCGGCGCUCCGUGCUGGAGGGGCCUUCCUGGUUCUUGAGCUGGCCUACCCACCUAAUCUCCUGGCGGAUGUUAUUGAUGAUGCCAAACCAACCGUCGUAAUCACAAAUUCAACUCAGGCCAACCAGUUCAACGCAGAUAUCCCCCUCAUUCUCCUGGACAAGCUUGGGACGGAUCCCUACAAGUCCACAGAACCCGUGGAGGGGCUCUCUCCCUUACCUGCUGACGAUGACCUCGAACGGCUUGCUUUUGUGUCCUACUCGUCCGGAACCACUGGUCGACCCAAGGGGAUUGCAAACCCCCACAUGGCGCCGGUGCUCUCGUAUGACUUGAGAUUCCGCCUCAGUGAUCUCUCAACGGGAGACCGCGUGGCUUGCAAUGUCUUCUUUGUCUGGGAAAUUUUACGGCCCCUUUUGAGAGGAGCAACUGUGUUCUGUGUCCCGGACGAGGCUAGUUAUGACCCCGUCGCGCUUGUGGAUUUGCUCUCCCGCCAGCGCAUCACGGAAACCCUCAUGACACCAACUCUUCUUGCUGCAGUCCUUUCCAGACACCCAGAUAUUGAAUCUGAUCUACCAGACCUACGCACGUUAUGGUUCAAUGGCGAGGUUGUAACUACCGAUCUUGCCCGCCGUGCCAUGAAAGCUCUCCCGAAGACGCGCCUGCUCAACUGCUACAGCGCCAGUGAAACCCACGAGAUUGCUUGUGGAGAUAUCCGGGAAAUUAUUGACGAAGAGGCUCCUUACUGUCCUGUUGGGCAACCCAUGGAACCGGAGCAUACCUACAUCCUUGAUGCGAGCGGUAGGAAGGUCGAGACUGGUGUUCCUGGAGAGUUGUUCGUCGGUGGAUCGCUUCUUGCUCGGGGCUAUCUCAACCUUCCAGAAACUACCGCCGAGGCGUUCGUGCCAAAUCCGUUUGAUGCAACCCCGGGUUCCCGCAUGUACAGAACUGGGGAUCUAGCAAAGAUGCUCUCGUCUGGAGUUCUUGAGAUCACUGGCCGCAUAGGAGCUAUGAUCAAGGUCCGAGGGUAUUCCGUCGUGCCUGGCAAGGUUGAGAAUGCCAUUAUUGAGAAACUGGCCGUCAAACAAUGUGCAGUUAUCGCUCAUGGCGACGGCCUCGAUCGUCAGCUGGUUGCAUAUAUUGUACAUGACAAGGAGGAUCCAGGAGACCGCGCCAUCCCCAUAGUUGACGAGGCUGGAUACAGUCUGGUGGCUCGACGAACCCUGUCGACGUCGCUGGCUCAGUACAUGAUUCCGGCUCUAUGGGUUGAACUUGACGAGCUGCCCACCAACAGAGUCUCUGGAAAGGCUGAUAUCAAGAAACUGCCUCCCCCAGUUGUCUCCAUUUCAACCAUUUUCAACCACACCAAGACUGAGCGUGACCCCAGAAUCAACAUCGAAGCCAUCGCAGAGAUUUGGGCUGCAUCCCUCAACGUACCAUUCAACUCCGUGACAAAGGAACACACCUUUUUCGAUCUGGGUGGUCAUUCUUUGACACUCGCUGAUCUUGCCACAAGGCUGUCGAGGGAAUUUGGCUUCCUCGUCCCAGUCGCACGCCUUGUUGUGAACCCCACGCUCCAGGGCCACUUGGACGUUGUACUUGCUGUUCGAGAUGGACACACCGCAGCAGUACAGGCAGAUUUGCCCGCUGUACUGCGCGCGGAUUGCACACUUCCUGAGAGUAUCCAGCCCGCUGGCCAUCCCAUGUGUUCGCUUGAAAAUGCCCAUACGGUCCUGUUAACUGGUGCCACGGGUUUCUUGGGCGCCUUCAUACUCUGCGAUCUCCUGGAAGCAACAUCGGCCCGCAUCUUGUGUCUCGUGCGCUUCACUGACCCCAAAGGUGAAGAUGCCCCAGCGGGCGUCGCAAGGAUACGUAAGAACUUGCUUGACCUGGGACUAUGGAAGGACUCGAUCCUCGAUCGCAUCGAGGUUCUCCCAGGCAACCUCUCGCACAAACGACUUGGCCUUGGCAUUGGCGCCUAUAAGGAGCUUGUAGACAAUGUCCAAGUCAUUAUCCACGCUGCGGCCACCGUCAACCUGGUAUAUCCAUACGCUGCCUUACGGGAUGCCAAUGUGGGUGGCACAAGAAAGAUUUUGCGCCUGGCGGGCCAAAGCGGAGCGACGCUACAGUACAUAUCUACAAACGGCGUCUUGCCACCAUCCGAGAAGGCAUGGCCCGAGAGCUUUAUGAUUGGAGUAGACGCCGUUCCAGAGAGCCUAGGUGAUGGUUACGGACAGACGAAAUAUGUUGCCGAGGAGCUCGUUCACGAGGCAGGUCGCCGUGGGAUGCCGGUGAGAAUAUUACGGUGUGGAACCAUCAGCGGCCAUAGUACUUCGGGGUCGACCAAUACUUACGAUCUCUUCACUGCACUGCUCGUGGAAUCACUGCAUCUCGGGUAUUACCCAGAUAUCGCCGGAUGGCGCGCUGAGAUGACCCCAGUCGACCACGUUAGCAAGGCCGUCACUACUAUCUCCAAUAAUAUUCAGACAAAGCAGCGUGUGUUCCAUCUUGGGGAUUCCAACCCCGUGGAGACCAAGUCGCUGUUUGAUAACCUCGCUGAGCUCGGAUACCCCGCAGAGCCACUUGAAUGGGAGAAGUGGGUUUCGCUUUGGACACAAAAAAGAGGCUCUGCAAAGAGAGGGGCCGGUGCUUUCACCGCCGACAUUCUCCGUGGUGGAAUGCCAACCGUAGAAUUCCUGAAGGAUAUCACGAUUCUCGGCGACGAACAGUCGAAGCCCGUCCUUAGCGCUCUAGAGCGUCCCAAAAUCGACGUAAAGUUGCUUGAGACCUAUGCUCGCAACUGGUACGCCAGAGGUUGGCUGCCACGUCAACCUUUACGUCUGCAACAGUUGAAUGGGGUUGUGAAUCUUCCAAAGAAGGGGCCAUUAAGCGGACUCGUGGCUGUCGUCACUGGCGCAUCGUCUGGAAUCGGAGCCGCGACCGCUGCUGCUCUAGCCAAGGAAGGUGCUCAUGUCGCACUUGCCGCGCGCCGCACCGACGCUCUCGAAUCUCUUAAAAAGAAGAUCACAACCUACGGAGGUAAAGUUCUUGUCCACCAAACCGAUGUCACGAAGAAGGAGCAGGUUGAGUCACUAGUGCGCGCUACCGAGGAGAUUCUUGGCCCAGUUGAUAUCUUUGUUUCCUGCGCUGGUGUCAUGUACUUUACCAUGAUGGCAAAUGUGCAAACCGAGGAUUGGGAACGCACUGUCGAUGUGAACUGCAAGGGCCUACUCAAUUGUCUGUCCUCCACUGUCCCAUCGAUGCUGUCCCGAGGCAAGGGCCACAUCGUUGCCAUAUCCUCGGAUGCAGGCAGGAAGGUUUUCCCGGGCCUGGCUGUGUACUCGGCAAGUAAGUUCUUCGUCGAAGCAACACUUCAAGGCCUGCGUGUUGAGACAGCCGGCACUGGUCUGCGUGUCACUAGCGUCCAGCCUGGAAACGUUGCCACGGAGCUCCUGUCAAUGUCGACCGAUGCGGAGGCUCUCAAGAAGUACGGGGAGCCGUCGGGGGCAAAGGUCCUCGAUCCUAAGGAUGUUGCGAACAUGAUUGUAUAUGCUCUGAGACAGCCGGAGCAUGUUGCAGUGAACGAAGUGAUGAUUGAGCCUCGGGAUGAGCCGAUUUGA